AUGAUCGAUGCAGACGAUUACAACCCUGAGGAGGAGGCGGUCAAGGUCGAGUACGAUGUUGAGGCCUGUGAAUGGAAGAGGACGACGAGGAAGAUCAUGAUAGGCAAGGACUUCUUCGAUUCUGGAGAGAAAUUUGGUUGUGUCUUUGUCAGGGAUGUGCUAGAGGGACAGGUUCAUGUUAUCAAGAGGCUGCUUCAUGCCGAAGAACCGCCAGAGGCAGUUUAUGAGACUGUCCGGACCGAGGCUAUCGCCUGCUCCAUGGCAGAUUGCUACAACACCUACGACCCCCCCAAGAAGGUUACCUUCGUUCCAACCUUCAUUUACCUCCUAGUCGGGCGGGCGGGCCAGCCUGCAGUGCGGGUAGAGCCGUACAUCCACAACUUCCGCAAGGAGCCGGUGAGGACAUUGACGUUGGAGCACAGACUUGAUCUGGACACCCUGGAGGCCUUCGAGCUAUUCACCUACGAGCGCUCGCAAGCCUCCUUCGUGCUGGUCGACCCUUUCUACAUCUCCGACCUCUGGUACAGGCCGACGUGCCACUCGGUGGACGGGGAGGCGUCGGACGGGAUGGACCUUGGCCUCAAGGGGAUACAGCUGUUCCUCGUGAAGCACCGGUACAACCCUGUGUGCCAGAAACUGGGCCUGAGGAACCCCUCCUGCCUGCUCGGGCUGCGCAGCGAGGACAGGACCCUCGAGCUUCCUGCAGUCCCUUCCGCGUCUUCGCUUCCUCCUAGCAAGACUCCCGGUGCUAGCGUGGGAGGUCGUACGAGCUCCUUGCCGCGGUCGAUCCCUCGAUCAGGCACAAAGACCAAGAGCAGGAAGCUGGAGGAGAGGGGAAGGAGGAGCAAGAGCAGGGCGUCGUCCUCCUCCUCCAACCGCAACGGGAUGGCGGGGAUGCAGCUCGAGAUCGCCAACAGGCAGGUGACUGUGCUGCGAGUCUGCAAGGACGGGCCGGCUGACCAGGCGGGACUGAGGCGGGGCCACGUCAUCCGAACGAUCGGCGGGGUGGCGGUGAAGGGGAUGGACAUGGCGGCAGUCCAGCGGCUGCUGGAGGGGAAGCACGGAGCUGUGAAGAGGAUAGUGGCCGCAAACUCCGUGGUGGAGCAAGACCUGGUGUUCGACAUGACUCUCGCAGCUGGGAUCGUGGUGAACGAUCGAUUCCUGUUUGCUGACACGGAGGAGGUGUGGGACGAGGACUUUCCGUCACAGCCGCAGCAGCGACACGAUAGCAAGAGCUCUUCGCAGGGGGGCGGCAGGGAGACGGGCCCGUCCGAGUCGCAGACUUAUGUGCAGGGUGUGGGGGGUAUCGCGCUCGCUGCUGAUUCGACGGGCAUAGACGAUGACUGGGAAACAGUGGAUGUGGAGGCUGAAGCGGAGGAGGCUGAUGAGGAGGAGGCAACUGGAGGGGUAGCUGAGUUUGAGGAGGAGGAGGAGCUCGGCGAUGAGGAGAAAGAGGAGCAGGAGCAGGAGCUCAACAAGGAGGUACUGGUGGUGGGUCGCGAUGUUCCCAUCCUGCUUGGCAUGAGGGUACGGAUGCUGCCGGAGUACAUGCAGCAUGGCACUGGCUCAGUACAGUCGGCGAACUUCCUGAGGAAGUACGUGGCGGUCAAGUGGGACGACGGAUGGGAGGAUUCCUGCCUGUACGUGGGGGGAGGGGGAGAGUACUACCUGCGUCAGUGGAGGGAGGGGAAGGGACGAGAUUGA
This is a messenger RNA of Guillardia theta CCMP2712, 1704 nucleotides long. RefSeq lists its product as hypothetical. The record is from RefSeq and is a predicted model, not a curated record. NCBI's taxonomy places the organism in Eukaryota, Cryptophyceae, Pyrenomonadales, Geminigeraceae. Gene Ontology annotation, biological process: protein phosphorylation. Gene Ontology annotation, molecular function: ATP binding; protein serine/threonine kinase activity; protein binding. The coding region runs from base 1 to 1704 and encodes 567 amino acids. The transcript has a single exon.